CGGAACAAACACCGGAGCGCAACUAUGAAGCUCUGCACUACUUUCUUAGAGAAUGAGUAUCAGGGCAAGCUUGUGAGCCAGCGGUGGACGCGAGGAGAAAAGAUCAGCCGCUGCCGGUCCUCUCUCAGAUCACAGAGUCGACCAAUCAAAAUGAGUUUGGACAUCGAUGACAAGCGCGCACGGACACGGUCCAAAGGAGGACGAACGCCCACUGAGAUUGUAGUCCAGGAGCUCAGUACCGUGAGUUGCCCCUUAGCCAGGAAGAGAAGGCUACAGGAGGAGUCAGAACAGAACCACGUUGCCUCAAAGAGGAAAUCUCACCCCCUGAAGUUUGCGAUGGACGAGAGCUUCAAUGCCGAGAGCGAAGGGAGCAGCGAGGAGACAGAAGUCAGCGAGGAACGAGAGAGUCAUGAGAGGAAUCUCAAUAAAGAUCAAGAAAAAGAGGAGGAGGAGGUUAGAAGUGAAAGAGCUGAUGAGAGAGAAAACGGUGAUGAAGAGGAGUGCAUGAUCAUCGAGGCAUCCUGCACAGAGAAGCCUAAAGCUAUGGGAACAGACUAUCUCUCCAACUAUGAGCACAUAGUAGCCAACUCCAUACUGCACCUCUGCAACCAUAAUAACCACAACACAAGUCCACAACAACAACAGCCAGCAGCCAUAAACACACAGAAUGACAGUCCAGCCAGAAGCGAAGAGGAAGAUGAGUUAGAGAGGGAUGGAAAAACAGACAGGAACCAAACGAUUGCUCAGACUUCCAGGAUAACCGAAGUGAAUGAUGAAACGGCGGGUAAACUUGAAAACAAUCAAGAGAACUUGGAAAAUGAAAAGCAGGAAGACUCAGAUCAUCAGUACUUUACAGAGGAGAUUAACGAACAGCCAGAUGAGGAUGAUAAGACACCACAUGACAAAACACAUGAGGAAGAAUCUGACCAGGAAGAAGUGGAAGAUCAGAAGUCAGCACCAUGUGACCUCUCUGAGUCUUCAGUCAUCCCCUCGACUCAUGAUUCCCCCAGCACAGAGGACAACAUCGCCUUCAGACCCCAAUCCCCGCAGCACUAUAUCUCAGACAAGGCCGUAGCAGAUCCUGCGGCCAUUGAGGUGCGGUCGGAGGAGUCGGCCAGAGAGGACGAAGAUGAGGACGACGACACAGAGGAUCGGUCAUCGGACGCAGAUGAGUCAGAGAUGUAUGACAUGAUGCAAGGGAACCUAAGGCUUCUAGAGCAGGCUAUCGCUCUCAAAGCUCAGCAGGUGAAAGGUCACCGGGAGUUCGCCACCAUCCCCGAACAUCAUCACUACUUCCGUCUAGACGAUCGGCCUAGCAAACACCUGGAGCAGCUGCGCAAGAGCUACUAUGGUAAAGAAAGUUCCAGACCAGAAAAGAGAGAGAUCAAGUGUCCCACCCCAGGCUGUGAUGGCACAGGUCAUGUGACUGGACUGUACCCUCAUCACCGCAGUUUGUCUGGCUGCCCCCACAAAGACAGGAUUCCUCCAGAAAUCCUAGCCAUGCAUGAAAACGUCCUGAAGUGUCCUACACCUGGCUGCACAGGACAGGGUCACGUCAACAGUAACCGCAACACACACCGCAGUUUAUCAGGAUGUCCAAUCGCUGCUGCUGAGAAGCUUUCCAAGAGCCAAGACAAGCAGCAGCUCUUACAGCCAAUUACCGAGCCUAAAGGCAGCCCAAACCAGGAGAGACUACACAGACCCAUAUGUUUUGCAAAACAGCUGGAUGUACCUCAAAGUGGCAUCUAUAAGACCAAUAUGAUGCCCAGCACACCUCGGGCUAGUCUGGCUAAAGAGCUGGAGAAGUAUCCCAAGGUCUCAUUCGAUUAUGCAAGUUUCGACGUGCAGGUGUUCGGCAAGCACAUGCUCGCCCCAAAGUUACCCGCCACUGAAUGCUCACCCAAAGCCUUCCAGCCCAAACCUUUAUUCCCAAGAAUUUCUCCUCCAAGCCCCAACAUGCAAAAUACAUAUGGAAAGAGCUCAUGUGGACCACAGGAUUACUCCCACGAUGCCGAAGCAGCACAUAUGGCCGCUACCGCCAUCCUUAACCUGUCCACUCGAUGCUGGGAGAGGCCUGAGAACCUGAGCACCAAGCAUCAGGACAAGAGCAUGGAGAUCGAGGUGGAUGAAAACGGAACUCUGGAUCUGAGUAUGAAAAAGCACAUAAAGAGAAAGGUACACCCACCAAACACAAGCCCGGGCAUGCGCUCCCCUGCCCUCUCGUCAUCAUCCUCCUCCUCCGGGCACCAUAGCAACAAUGCCAUUUCACCCCACUUACAAGCCUACAAGCAGGAGGGCUGGGAGGGUCCACUGGACUACACCAAACCCAAUCGGCAGAGGGAGGAGGACCUGGAGGAGAUAGAUCACACAGCCCAGUCUUGCGUCUCCUCUGACCCUGAGGAUUGUGACAUGAUGCAGGACUGCCCUGACAACAGAAAGUACCCCGGAGAGGUCACGACCCGAAGCUUUAAAAUCAAGUUUCAGCCCAAGGACUGCAAGAAAGAGAUCCUUAUGUGUCCCGCUCCCGGCUGUGAUGGUAGUGGUCACAUUACUGGAAACUAUGCAUCCCAUCGCAGUCUGUCUGGUUGUCCUCUUGCUGAUAAGAGUCUUCGCUCCCUCAUGGCAGCCCAAGCAACCGAGCUCAAAUGUCCCACUCCAGGAUGUGAUGGUUCAGGUCACAUCACUGGUAACUACGCCUCUCAUCGCAGUUUGUCUGGGUGCCCACGUGCCAAGAAAAGUGGAAUCAAAACAACACCCACUAAGGAUGACAAGGAGGACUCGGAGCAUGUCAAGUGCCCAGUGCCAGGCUGUAAUAGUCUGGGUCACAUCAGUGGGAAGUACGCCACCCAUCGCAGCGCAUACGGGUGUCCACUGGCCGCACAGCGCCAGAAAGAAGGCAUGCUGAAUUGCUCACCUUUCUCAUGGAAGGCUUUCAAGACAGAGGGGCCCGCUUGCCCCACGCCAGGCUGUGACGGAUCGGGCCAUGCUAAUGGCAGCUUUCUCACACACCGCAGUCUCUCAGGCUGUCCCCGAGCCACCUUGGCUAAGAAGAAAGCCAAAUUUCCUGGGGAGGAGUAUCUUAGCACCAAGUUCAAGGCCAGUGAUGUGCUUGAUAACGAUGAGGACAUUAAGCAACUCAAUAAAGAAAUCAGUGAGCUCAGUGACUCCAACAAUGAGAUGGAAGCUGAUAUGGUCAAUCUACACACACAGAUCUCAUCCAUGGAGAGAAACCUGAAAAACAUCGAGCAGGAGAAUAAGAUCAUCGAGGAGCAGAAUGAAGCACUGUUCGUGGAACUGUCAGGACUCAGUCAAGCCCUGAUACACAACCUAGCCAAUAUCCGUCUGCCACAUAUGGAACCGAUCACCGAGCAGAAUUUCGAGAACUACGUGAGUACUCUGACUGCUAUGUAUACCAAUAAAGACUGCUACCAGAAUCCUGAGAACAAGGCCCUGCUGGAGACCAUCAACCAAGCUGUAAAAGGCAUCAAGGUCUGACUCUGCCUAAAGCAUCUCCCCCUAGUGGCACGGAAGAAAAAUGCAUCGGUGUGUAGAAGAAUAUGUAAAGAUGCACACAAAAAGGGCAUUCAGGUAUUUUAAACAUGAGCGUUCAUGCUUUCAUUUUCAACCAGGUAGACAAGAAAACAAAUAGAACCAUUUAUAAAACCAGAUCAUUUCAUGAGGGGAAAAUUGAGGUCCUUUAAAGGGCAAGAGGAAAAUGUAGAUGUCCAUGCUUAUCUAGCCCAUUGGAUUAAACAAUCCUAGUGUUGGAGAUUAUUGGACCUUCAUGGCAAAAAAUGCAGCACUUCUUAAGGUGAAUAAUCACGAUUUCAGUCUGUCAAGACUCACUGUCCAAGUUUUCUCUAGGAUUCGAUUGGUGAGGGAGUGAAGCUAAUGGUAAUAAACAAAUCUGUGAGUUUACAAUAAGCUUAAGAUGUGUAUUACCCAUGUAAUUAAAAAAAACAUGCCUUUUCUAUAUAUUUAUGAAUACAUUUUAUUAGUUCUCGAUAAACAUUUAUUUAUUAAUAUUUAAACACUUAGAUUUUAGAAGCAUUUUUCUUUCUU
Messenger RNA from Trichomycterus rosablanca, 4062 nucleotides. It is a transcript of the gene myt1b, whose product is annotated as myelin transcription factor 1b. The transcript has 22 exons. NCBI's taxonomy places the organism in Eukaryota, Metazoa, Chordata, Actinopteri, Siluriformes, Trichomycteridae. Gene Ontology annotation, biological process: regulation of transcription by RNA polymerase II. Gene Ontology annotation, molecular function: zinc ion binding; RNA polymerase II cis-regulatory region sequence-specific DNA binding; DNA-binding transcription factor activity, RNA polymerase II-specific. Gene Ontology annotation, cellular component: nucleus. Bases 25 to 3495 code for a protein of 1156 amino acids. The record is from RefSeq and is a predicted model, not a curated record.